AUGUCGCUGACAAAGAUGUUGAAUAUCUGGGCCCAGAAAAAACCCCUGAGGAACUCCACUUGUCACGAGUCUCCACGCCAUAGAUCUCCACCAGCAAGAAGUGGCCAUCGUUGCGUGGCAGAUAACGCCAACUUGUACGUGUUUGGAGGCUACAACCCUGACUACGAUGAAUCCGGUGGGCCAGAGAAUGAAGAUUACCCGCUCUUCAGGGAACUCUGGCGUUACAACUUCGCUACAGACACCUGGCACCAGAUGGGCACUGAAGGCUACAUGCCCAGGGAACUAGCCUCCAUGUCACUUGUAUUGCACGGCAACAACCUGCUCGUGUUCGGGGGCACCGGGAUCCCCUUUGGGGAAAGCAACGGCAACGACGUCCACGUCUGCAACGUCAAAUACAAGAGAUGGGCUCUGCUCAGCUGCCGAGGAAAGAAACCCAACCGAAUUUAUGGCCAG
Apaloderma vittatum (bar-tailed trogon) is the source of this 453-nucleotide messenger RNA. RefSeq names its product kelch domain-containing protein 10-like. Gene Ontology annotation, molecular function: protein binding. Lineage: Eukaryota; Metazoa; Chordata; Aves; Trogoniformes; Trogonidae. The record is from RefSeq and is a predicted model, not a curated record. The transcript is spliced from 3 exons. The annotation marks the transcript as partial. Gene Ontology annotation, biological process: positive regulation of stress-activated MAPK cascade.